UAUGUGAUUUUGUCCGCAUUUAUUUAUUAUUAUUUAUUAUUUAUUUCUCACUAUACUAUGAAAAUCUUCAAAACCAUUCCAGGAAUGCUGGUCUCUUGCUUCUUUUUACUUCUGGUUCUUCUUGUUUACGGACUGCUGCCCAAACUGCGGAACCUGAUCGGGAUGGUGUUCAUGGCAUACGUCUUCUCCCUGUUUAUCUUUUUUAUGAUCAGAGCUGUUCUGACAUUUACGAAAGCGACCAUGACCCCGGAAGACUGUAAGAAAAUCUCGCCAGUGUUAUACUUUGCUGCCUUAUCAAAAUUCUUCUGGUUGCAAAUCAUGUCCUUUGAUUUAUUCUGGGUACUUAGAGGGUCUCGGAAAUGUCGUGUUGUUAAUCACCAUGGAGAAAACGUCAAGUUCGCGUGGUAUUGUCUGUACGCGUGGGGCGUCCCUCUGCUGAUAAUGGCUCUUACGGUUGUUGCGGAUAACAUCGAUAUCAGACAAUAUGGUCUACUUCCACCGAAAUUCUCGCAGUGUUUCGGCGACAGGCUAGGAGCUCUUUACUACCUGCACAUACCUAUAGGUAUAAUUAUAGGUGUGAACACUGUUCUAUUCAUAAUGACAUAUUACUCUAUAUGGCUGAUCAAACGAGGAGUUAACGCGUCGUCCGAGUCUCGAACCACGAAUAAAUAUAUUGAUAACUAUGCAAUGCACUUAAGGCUAGCCUUAAUGAUGGGAAUCAGCUGGAUAUUAGAGGUUGUGGAAAUCUUUACAUCAUCAUCAAACAUCGUUUGGACAAUACUAAGUUCAUACCACAUAUUCAUUGGAGUCCCAAUUUUCUUUUUGUUUGUAUUUAAUAAGCAAUGUUUUGUCGGGCUGUGCAUAAAGUUCAAUAUAAAUAACCGCUUCGUUCGUAAUAUGAAACCCUCCGAGUACAGUAAAAGUGAAAGUGAACUUAGGAAUUUAAGAAGAAGUACAUUUAAGGGUUCGAAAAAUGACAGACAUUAAGAAUUUUAAGAAUCAUGGCAUAGGACAGCUGACCAGCCUGCGCCCGUAGUUACAAUUUAGAUAGAAAAAGCGCCUUUCUUCCUUUAGAGAUAAGGUUGAUUGCAUGAAUUUUGUUACCUUAGUAUUAAGAUCGUUUGUAAGGAUUAUUUAACGCAACCAAUAAUUAUUAGUGAAACAUAAUUAGUGAAGCA
Messenger RNA from Trichoplusia ni (cabbage looper), 1178 nucleotides. RefSeq names its product G-protein coupled receptor Mth2-like. The transcript has 7 exons. Bases 58 to 987 code for a protein of 309 amino acids. Lineage: Eukaryota; Metazoa; Arthropoda; Insecta; Lepidoptera; Noctuidae. Gene Ontology annotation, biological process: G protein-coupled receptor signaling pathway; cell surface receptor signaling pathway. The record is from RefSeq and is a predicted model, not a curated record. Gene Ontology annotation, molecular function: G protein-coupled receptor activity. Gene Ontology annotation, cellular component: membrane.